AUGGCUACAUCAAUCUGGAACCGCAAGUGUGAUCUGAUCUACUUGGCCUUCUUCCUUGUGCACAUCCCAGUCAUGUUUUCUAACCUGAACCCCAGGNNUGUCGACCUCACACCGCUGUAUCCAGCAGCCCUGAAGCCCGCGUUCAUGACGGAUCUGAGAACAUGGUACAUCACCACUUACAGAGAUCAAUUCUUCUCUUCUCCACCGUAA
This is a messenger RNA of Aureobasidium musti, 210 nucleotides long. NCBI's taxonomy places the organism in Eukaryota, Fungi, Ascomycota, Dothideomycetes, Dothideales, Saccotheciaceae. The record is from the annotation of a GenBank genome assembly.